AUGUCAGAGGUAAAGAUUGAUCCCGUGGCCUUCAAGAACAGGCUUGGGGCCAUCCAGCGGAAGUUGAACUCUUCAAACGAAAUUUUCCAAGGGAUUACUACCCUUUUGGUCGUGGUGGGUUCAUCCGAUGAGUCUAACCCUUACAAAAAGUCCACAAUUUUGCACAAUUGGCUGCUUGGAUACGAGUUCCCCGCCACAGCCCUUGCGAUCACAAAGAACUCGAUAACCUUUCUAACCUCUGUGGGUAAAGCAAAGUAUCUGACUCCUCUCCAGAACGUCACCACGGUGAAGAUUUUAGCAAGGAACAAGGACUCUGAACACAAUGAGGCCUUGUUUGACCAGUUCAUAGACCAACUAAAGUCAUCGGUUGAUGAUUCAAAACGGUUAGGGGUCAUCACAAAAGACAAGUUCACUGGUAGUUUCUACCAGGAUUGGCUGAAGAAAUGGGACGCCGCCAAGUCUGACUUUGAACUCGUCGAUGUUGCCACCGGAUUGUCACAAGCAACUGAAUACAAGGAUGAGGAAGAACAGAAAUUCAUUCGUACCGCAUCAAAAGCCACUGUUAACAUGAUGACAGUAUUCACUGAUGAGGUGAUCAAUAUCAUUGACGAAGAUUUGAACUUUACCAACAAUCAAGUUGUGGACAAGAUUGAGAACAAAAUCGACGAUACCAAGUUUUGGAAAACUCUGGAGCAAAAUAAGUCCAUGAAAAAACUGGGCGGUGAUUUUGAAAUCGGUCAACUGGAUUGGUGCUACAGACCAAUUGUUCAAAGUGGUGGUAAAUACGAACUCAAGUUCAGUGCCGAGUCAAAUGACGAUAAGCUGACCAGUGGAGUUAUCCUGGCUUCUUUGGGUCUACGUUACAAUUCUUACUGCUCCAACGUUUCAAGAACUCUAUUAAUUGAUCCUUCCAGAGAGAUCAACAAGAAUUACGACUUUUUGUUGGAGUUGAGAUCUUAUAUCAUGAAUCAGAUCAAGGAUGGAGCCGUUUGUAAAGAUGUGUACGCCAAGGCACUGGCUAUGGUUAACAAAGAUAGACCCGAUCUAGCAAAGCAUUUUGUCAAGAACAUUGGAUCCUUGAUUGGUCUUGAGUUCAGAGAUUCAACGAUGGUACUGAAUGCGAAAAAUGACAGGGUGAUUCAUGAUGGAUCUGUAAUCAACUUAGUUUUGGGAUUCCAGCAACUGAAGGAUGAGUCACAGCCACUUGGCACUUACUCCCUGUUGAUUGCUGAUACCGUUAGAAUCACAGGCGGUGAGCCAAUCUUAUUAACUGAUUCUCCAAUCAGUAGAUCUGAAAUUUCGUUUUACUUCAAAGACGAGGAAGGGGAAGACAAAAAGCCUCGGGUGAAAGAUGAACCAACCAGUCGAAAAAUAGAAAAACCUGAAGUCUCUGCUCCUGCUAGGGGCUCCAAAAUUCUAAAGAGUAAACUUCGUAAUGAAACUACCAACACCGAGGAAGAAAAAGAACGUCUUCGCAAGGAAAUUCAAAAACAGCUACAUGAAAAGAUUCAAAAGGAAGGGCUAGCCCGUUUCAACAAGAGUGAUGCCCAAGAUGGAAAUGAAAACCAUGCUGUGUUUAAACGGUACGAAUCAUACGUGAGAGAAUCACAAAUUCCUUCCAAAGUCAAGAAUCUGCGUAUCUCCAUUGAUCCAAAGGCUCAGACUAUUAUACUGCCAAUUUGUGGUAGACCUGUUCCAUUUCAUAUCAACUCCUUCAAGAAUGGAUCAAAAAACGAGGAAGGUGAUUACAUGUAUAUUCGUCUGAACUUCAACUCUCCUGGUAUGGGAUCAAGUGUCAAAAAGACAGAACUCCCUUAUGAGGAUGGGGACGACAAGGAGUUUGUUCGUUCACUGACCUUUAGAUCUACCAAUAAGGAGCGCAUGAGCGAGGUAUUCAAAGCAAUCACAGAAUUGAAGAAAACUGCUGUUAAAAGAGAUCAAGAACGUAAAACAAUGGAAGACGUUGUUGCCCAAGCACAAUUGGUUGAAUUCAAGGGAAGACCAAAGAAAUUGGAGAAUGUCUUUGUACGUCCAGCUCCAGACAGCAAACGAGUUACUGGGACGUUAUUUAUUCACCAAAACGGUAUCCGUUACCAAUCACCCGUUAGAAGCGACCAUCGAGUGGAUAUACUUUUCAGUAACAUCAAACAUCUUUUCUUCCAACCUUGUAAAGAAGAACUGAUGGUAAUCAUUCAUUGCCACUUGAAGACUCCUUUAAUGAUAGGUAAGAAAAAGACUUUUGAUGUGCAAUUCUACAGAGAAGUCAGCGAUGUCACUGUUGAUGAAACAGGUAAUAAAAAGAGAAGAUACAGGUACGGUGAUGAAGAUGAGCUUGAGCAAGAGCAAGAGGAGCGCAGACGUAAGGCCUUGCUGGACAAAGAAUUCAGAAGAUUUGCCGAGGAGAUUAGUGAAGCUUCGAAUGGUCUCUUGGACCUGGAGACACCUUUUAGAGAAUUGGGAUUCACAGGUGUUCCCUUUAGAUCGUCGGUACUGUGUCUACCUACCAGAGAUUGUUUGAUUCAAUUAAUCGACACUCCAUUCUUAGUGGUAACUCUGGAAGAGAUUGAGGUGGCACAUUUGGAAAGAGUUCAAUUUGGAUUGAAGAACUUUGAUUUGGUAUUCGUUUUCAAAGAUUUCAGUAAACCUGUUGUACACAUAAACACGAUCCCAAUUGAGAUGCUUGAAUUCGUCAAACAAUGGCUCACUGACGUGGACAUACCUUACAGUGAGGGCGCAGUUAAUUUGAACUGGGGAACCAUUAUGAAGACUAUCCAAGCAGAUCCUUACGAGUUCUUUGAGAACGGAGGCUGGAGUUUCCUAGGUGGAGGAGAGAGUGACGACGAGGAAAGCGAGGAAGAAGAAAGUGAGUUCCAAGUUAGUGACGAAGAUCCAGAAGACGAGGAUGUCAGCGAAGAAUACUCCGCUGCUGAAGACGGGAGUGACUUUUCGGAAGAGGACGAUAGUGAAGGUUCCAUUGCUGGUAGUGAAGAUGAAAGUGAGGAGGAGUUUUCAGAUUAA
Molecule: messenger RNA, 3018 nt
Organism: Komagataella phaffii GS115
Lineage: Eukaryota; Fungi; Ascomycota; Pichiomycetes; Pichiales; Pichiaceae
Product: Subunit of the heterodimeric FACT complex (Spt16p-Pob3p)
Exons: 1
Coding region: 1-3018 (1005 amino acids)
Biological process (GO): positive regulation of transcription elongation by RNA polymerase II; transcription elongation by RNA polymerase II
Cellular component (GO): FACT complex
Molecular function (GO): nucleosome binding
Source: RefSeq, a predicted model, not a curated record